AUGGCACAAGGCGGGCAAGCGCCACGCUUCCUUGGCUGGACGAACAGAAGAGGCGUCCCUGUCUUUGCGCUUGUCUUGACGAACGCAUUCGGCGCCCUCGCUAUGAUGAACGUUAGCACCGGCGCUGCGAAAGCUUACACCUACAUCGUGAACCUGAGUGGUGUUUCGACGUUUCUCGUAUGGGGUUCUAUCUCGUUCAUCCACAUACGGUUCAGGACGGCGUGGCACAAGCAAGGGCGAUCAUCUGACGACCUGCCAUACAAAUCGCUACUCUAUCCUUGGAACGCCUACUUUGGCUUGGGUGCCAACAUGUUUCUGGCGCUUGUACAGGGUUGGACGACCUUGUCGCCAUUCACAGCUGGAACUUUUGUGGAUGCAUACAUUCUGUUGCCGUUGUUCCCUAUUAUCUGGUUCGUAUUCAAGUUGAUCAACAAGACGCACUUUUGGAGAUCAUGGGAGAUCGACCUGGAUUCUGGACAACGCGUGGAUCUGGAUAAGAAGAAGUCGGACUUCGAUGAUCGCAGUGGGAGACGUCUAAACUGGUGGCAGAGAGUCUUGAAGAGCUUCUGA
Fulvia fulva is the source of this 570-nucleotide messenger RNA. Its product is annotated as General amino acid permease AGP3. NCBI's taxonomy places the organism in Eukaryota, Fungi, Ascomycota, Dothideomycetes, Mycosphaerellales, Mycosphaerellaceae. Gene Ontology annotation, molecular function: amino acid transmembrane transporter activity. The record is from RefSeq and is a predicted model, not a curated record. Gene Ontology annotation, biological process: amino acid transmembrane transport. Bases 1 to 570 code for a protein of 189 amino acids. Gene Ontology annotation, cellular component: membrane. The transcript has a single exon.